AUGGAAGACAAAUCUGCAGUUGUGGUUGAGGGUGCUGAAGAGAAGGUGGAGAAGGAAGAGUUUCACAUGAAGGUUGUAGAGAAAACAGUGAAACAUUCUGAUGAAGCUGAGGAGAAGACAAAGGUGAAAGUGGAAGUGAAGAAAACCAAAUCAAUGGAGAAGGAAAAACCAGAGGAUAAGGAAGAGAAAGAAGACAAAAAGAAGCUGAAAGAAAAAGAGAAAGAGGAAAAGAAAUCCUCAAAGAAAGAGAGUAAUAGUGAUAACGAAGGAGAAAAGAAGAAAAAGAAGGAGAAGAAGCACAAGGAUGGCGAAGAUUUGGAGGAGCACGAUGAGGCAAAGAAGUCAGGAAAAGAGAAAAAAGAUAAGAAAGAGAAGAAGGGUAAAGAAGACAAAAAAGAAGUAGAGGAAGACAGCAAUGAAGAAGCUGAGGAAAAGAAAGAUAAGAAGAAAAAGGAGAAGAAAGAUAAGCAUAAGGAAGCUGAAGGCAAAGAGAAAUUAGAGAGCGCAUCCAAGAAGGAUUCAGAUGAAAAGGAUGGAGGGAAGAAAGACAAGAAAGAGACGGAGAAAAAGCACAAGAAAGACAAGGAGGGAGAAUCCAGUAAGGGAACAGAUGGAGAGGAGGAAGAGCUCAAAGAAAAAAAGGAUAAGAAGAAAGAGAAGGAAAAAAAGAACAAGGAGGGAGAUUUUGGUAAGGAAACAGAUGGAGAGGAGGACGAGCAUAAAGAGAAGAAGGACAAGAAGAAGAAAAAGGAGAAAGAAAAGAAAAGUGGAAAUGAGGCUUGUGAGAGUAGUCCUAGUGGUAAUGAAGUCGCCUCAAGGGAAAUUACUGUCUCUGAGAGUGAAGAUGGAAAGAUCUCGGGUCACGCAGAAGAUGGUGAACAGAAAGAAGUGAAGGAUGGUAAGGAUAAAAAGGACAAAGACAAAAAGAACAAGGAUGACAAGAAAAGAAAAGUUGAAGAUAAGGACAAAGGUAUGAGUCUCGACAAAUUGAAAGAAAAAUUAGCAAAAAUCAACUCCAAGAUUGAGAGUCUUCAGGAGAAGAAGGCUGACAUUUUGAAGAUGAUCAAAGAAGCCGAGGAUUGCAAUCAUGUUCCUGUUGAGAAACCCAAAGAUCUGGAAAAGAAGACUGACGAUAAGCAAGCUGAUAUUCAGGUUGCUUAG
Molecule: messenger RNA, 1161 nt
Organism: Oldenlandia corymbosa var. corymbosa
Lineage: Eukaryota; Viridiplantae; Streptophyta; Magnoliopsida; Gentianales; Rubiaceae
Source: the annotation of a GenBank genome assembly